Scophthalmus maximus (turbot) is the source of this 7150-nucleotide messenger RNA. It is a transcript of the gene grk3, whose product is annotated as G protein-coupled receptor kinase 3. Gene Ontology annotation, molecular function: G protein-coupled receptor binding; ATP binding; G protein-coupled receptor kinase activity. NCBI's taxonomy places the organism in Eukaryota, Metazoa, Chordata, Actinopteri, Pleuronectiformes, Scophthalmidae. The transcript has 21 exons. The record is from RefSeq and is a predicted model, not a curated record. Gene Ontology annotation, biological process: G protein-coupled receptor signaling pathway; protein phosphorylation; regulation of signal transduction. Bases 1028 to 3094 code for a protein of 688 amino acids.
GUGGGGGGCUGGAAGACCGUGAUCCCCGGCUCGUCUGUGACCUGUGCCUGCGCGCUUUCACAUCGCCAAAUCGCGUCUGCGGGGGAACUGGGCUCUCACGCGUCGGGCCGUGCGUGCGAGCGCGCGCGUGCGCGCGCCAGCUGAGACACACCGAGGACGGCGAGGAGCAGCACCCUGAUGGUGGACACUUCAACCCGCCGCCCUGCGCCCUCCCCGCGGAGCCCCGCUUCACUUCUCCACCCUCGCUGACGAGACGAGACGAGAGCCACGCGUGGUUUACUUCCAUCGCCCUAACGCCGAUCUCCCGUGCCGGCGUCCAGGGCACAGAAAGAACAAAGUCAUAUAUUCCCCCACCCCCUCCCUCCUCCCCCCUCCCCCUCCUCCUCCUCCCCCGUGUGUGUUUACAUUCUGAGGGGAGGAAACCCCCCACCAAAGGAAGCACAUGCCGCGCCGGAGCCGGAGCCGCCGCGUGGACACGCUUUACGUCGACGGGACCGGACUGACCCGCGGGAUCUGACAGCGGUCUGUGUCCGCGCCUUGCACCCGCACCGCGCGAGGAGGAGGCGGCGGCCCGAGGAGCCAGAUCGCGUCGGUCGUUUCCCUUUGCAUUGUUUUUUUUUUUUUUUUUUGUCUUUCUUCUUCCCCAGCCCACCUCCUCCCCUGCAAACCCGCACAUUCGACUCCCCCGUCUUCCUCUUAUUCGCACUGAAUGGGAUUACAAGGAGGGCGAUCUCGCGGGGCCUUGUGACUUGUCGCGUCUCGCCCAACCUGUCACCCAAAUGUGUCUCCCUCCCCGAGUUUCCCCUUCUCUCUCUCGCACGACGGCGGCGGCCUGAGGCCGAAGUGAGCGACGCCCCCCCCUCCCCCUCCCCUCCCCUCCACAUCGUCACAUCUGGCGAGGGACGUUAUUUUUUUUUAAUUCCCUGAAAACGGAGCCCCAAUCUCACCACUCCACCCCCCUCACACCUUAGCCCCGCUUCUUCUGUUGUUGUUUUUUUUUGGGGGGGUAGAGUCCCAGGGUCGAAAGAUGGCGGACCUCGAAGCGGUGCUCGCCGACGUCAGCUAUCUGAUGGCGAUGGAGAAGAGCAAGUCCACGCCGGCGGCCCGGGCGAGCAAGAAGAUCAUCCUGCCCGAGCCCAGUAUCCGCAGUGUGAUGCAGAAGUACCUGGAGGAGAGGGAUGAUCUGACAUUUGACAAGAUUUUCAACCAGAAAAUUGGCUUCCUGCUCUUCAAGGACUUCUGUUUGAACGAGAUCGACGAGGCCGUGCCCCAGCUCAAGUUCUACGAAGAAAUUAAGGACUACGAGAAGCUGGACUCCGAGGAGGAGAGGCUGAGCCGCAGCCGGCAGAUCUACGACGGCUACAUCAUGAAGGAGCUCCUGUCCUGUUCACAUCCGUUCUCUAAGAAAGCAGUGGACCACGUGCAGAGUCACUUGGCGAAGAAACAGGUUCCCCCAACUCUCUUCCAGCCGUACAUAGUGGAGAUCUGCGACAGCCUGAGAGGGAAUAUUUUCCAGAAGUUCAUCGAGAGUGAUAAAUUUACUCGUUUUUGCCAGUGGAAGAACGUGGAGCUCAACAUCCACUUGACCAUGAACGACUUCAGCGUGCAUCGAAUCAUCGGCAGGGGCGGCUUCGGAGAGGUGUACGGCUGCAGGAAGGCCGACACGGGCAAGAUGUACGCCAUGAAGUGUUUGGACAAGAAGAGGAUCAAGAUGAAGCAGGGGGAGACGCUGGCGCUCAAUGAGAGAAUCAUGCUGUCGUUAGUCAGCACCGGGGACUGCCCAUUCAUCGUGUGUAUGACGUACGCCUUCCACACCCCCGACAAGCUGUGCUUCAUCCUGGACCUCAUGAACGGGGGCGACCUGCACUACCACCUGUCUCAGCACGGCGUGUUCAGCGAGAAAGAGAUGCGUUUCUACGCGGCUGAAAUCAUCCUGGGUCUGGAACACAUGCACAACCGCUUCGUCGUCUACAGAGACCUGAAGCCCGCCAACAUCCUGCUGGAUGAGCACGGUCACGUUCGCAUCUCCGACCUCGGCCUGGCCUGCGACUUCUCCAAGAGAAAACCCCACGCCAGUGUCGGUACUCAUGGUUACAUGGCGCCCGAGGUUCUUCAGAAGGGGACGGCGUACGACAGCAGCGCCGACUGGUUCUCCUUAGGCUGCAUGCUCUUCAAACUCCUCCGAGGGCACAGUCCCUUCAGACAGCACAAGACCAAAGACAAGCAUGAGAUUGACCGCAUGACGCUCACCAUGAAUGUGGAGCUGCCAGACUCUUUCACCGCAGAGCUCAAAGAUCUGCUGGAGGGGCUGCUGCAGAGGGAUGUGUCGAAGAGGCUCGGCUGCCAGGGCCGAGGAGCCCCAGAGGUGAAGGAGCAUCAGUUCUUCAAAGGCAUCGACUGGCAGCAGGUUUACCUCCAGAAGUACGCUCCCCCGUUAAUCCCCCCCAGGGGAGAGGUGAAUGCCGCGGACGCCUUCGACAUAGGCUCUUUCGACGAGGAGGACACCAAGGGCAUCAAGUUGCUGGACAGUGACCAGGAGCUGUACAAGAACUUUCCCCUGGUCAUCUCGGAGCGCUGGCAGCAGGAGGUGGCGGAGACCGUCUACGAGGCGGUCAACUCGGACACGGACAAGAGCGAGGCUCGCAAGAGGGCUAAGAACAAGCAGCUCGGCCACGAGGAGGACUACGCCCUGGGUAAAGACUGCAUCAUGCACGGCUACAUGCUGAAGCUGGGCAACCCGUUCCUGACCCAGUGGCAGCGUCGGUACUUCUAUCUCUUCCCCAACCGUGUGGAGUGGAGAGGGGAGGGCGAGUCGCGGCAAAACCUGCUGACGAUGGAGCAGAUCGUGUCGGUGGAGGAAACGCAGAUUAAAGACAAGAAGUGCAUCCUGCUGCGCAUCAAGGGCGGGAAGCAGUUUGUGCUGCAGUGCGAGAGCGACCCGGAGUUUGUUCAGUGGAAGAAAGAGCUGACGGAAGCGUUCACAGAAGCCCAGAAGCUGCUGCGUCGUGCCCCCAAAGUCAUCGGGAAGGGGCGGGCCGGAGUGAUGGAGCUCUCAAAACCUCCCCUCACGCACCGCAAUAGCAAUGGCUUGUGAAUACACACACACAAACACAUGCAUAUAUAAAUACACAACACACAGACACAUAAACAUACACACAUUUUGACACAGACACACUGCAAUCCUCCCCCCACCCCCCCUCCUCAUCGGCCACAGGACAUAUGCUCGGACGCCUUCCCACCGCCCGCCCACAGCGCCUCACGGUGUGUGAACGGAGCAUGCCCGCCGGCCUCUUACACACACACACACACACACACACACACACACACACACACACACACGACACGACGACCAAUCAUAAGCGCAACAUUUUUAAUUUUCAAUUUUUUUCCUGCCAUGGGACCUUGCCAGUCGCGGGGAGGAAGGAAAGGACGAGGCGGUGGAAAGGAACGACUUUCGGGGGACUUGGCACGUGAAGAACCUCUGCAUGAAUGUGACAUGGACUUAACGCCCCCUCCUCUCUUUUCCUCGUCUUUCUCUUUUUUCGACCCCCCCCCCCCAGUCAGCCCCGCCCACCUCGCUCUGUUUGAAUCAGGUGAAUCUGGAACCAGGACACCGCAGUAGCCCGACGGACUCCUCCAAAAGCCCACAGAGCGAAAGCUCUGAUUACUGUGGGCCAGCUGAGAUGAGACCGGGCUUUAGUGGGGAAUGUAUUUCUGCGAGAGAGAGAGAGAUAGUAAAAGCUUCUUUUCAUUCCUCCCUCUAACCAUUCCUCCCUCCAUUAUUAUAUUAAGUGCAUAAAGUGCCAACGUCAAUAUUUACUUGAGUCACCUAAGGAUAACCCCCCCCAAAAACACAGAUGAGGGAGGGUGUUUGCGGCGGGGGGGCUAGGUGGUGGUGGUUGAUCAUUCCAGUGCAGAAAAAAGCGGAAGUACAAGGACCACAGACUCUUUCAGAUUGGCUCUUGUACAGCCAGUUACCAUAGAGACUGAUAUUUCAUUGGCUGACAAAGCCGCAGCCUGUUGCCAUGGGAACCAUGAAGACUGGUAUACCAGGGGAUCGGUAACCCCGGACAACGGUGUAACUAUUGUCUAUGAAGGCUACACUUGCGGAAGGAGCGGCGAGGGGACUGGACCCCGAGUGUGUGUGUAUAUACGACGCAGCCCUUUUCUCUGUGCAUCUCCGGUGUUCUAGUCUUAACGUGUUUGCAUUAUUGGGGACUUCUCCGUCUGCCUGUUUGUGAAUGUGUCCUGGCUUUUUAGGGAAGAGGAAGAGGCUCGUUCUCCUGCGGGGAGGGGGAGGGUGCGCGGGCGGGGGAGGGAGGGAGGGAGAGCGUUGACAGCAGCGCUGCAUUUACCUCAGCUGGACUGUGUCCGUUUGAACACGUGGACGCGGGCGCGUCUCUAAGGGCAGAGGGCGCCUUGUGAAACAACAGUUCACCGUCCCGCUCACACACAGUCGCCCCCCCCCCCUCCCCAGUAGGUCUGUGAUUUCAGUAGCUUACCUUGUGUGGACGGUGCGAGUGCAGGGAGGAAAAAGAAGACGACGAGCUGAAACUAAUAAUUCUAAAGGAUAAUUCCACCUUCCAAUACACCAAGCACAACUUUCAUAGACGCUUGUGGCUUUUUUCUGGUGUUUUUCUUUUUUUCUUUCUUGUAUGCAUUCAUUCCUCAACCUUUCUCAUGUACACACACAGUCCUGUACUGUAUGAGUUUGCCUACAUUUCCCAGACUGCCUCUGGGCAGCAUUCAGCUGCAGGUUGCUGAGCAGCGGGAAAAUAGUGAAAAAGGAGAGAAAGUCAAGCAAGUUGCAAUGUUCUGUUGAGCUGGGCCGUCGACCAAACCGCCGUUAAUUUCCUCGAUUAAGAAUUCAUAAUCUUUAGACUCGUGAAACUUUUUUUCAUUCAACCUAAACCCUGAGAUAGUUGUUUUUUUUCUACAACAAUAACUAAAACGAUGAAUUAACAAUUUAAAAAUUCUGUUGAUGCAGCUCUGACGUUGCAGAGCGUUGCAUUCUGGGCCCUUGGUCCUGCAGGAAUCCAGAGACCCCCCCCCCCCCCCCCCCCCCCACACACAGACACACACACACACACACACACACACACACAGCUGAUCAGCCGACGGUUCUACAUGUUACAAACAUGUCGGGUCCUUUGACCCGGUGCAGGACUGGAUGUCACCUCCACUCAGUAUAACCUGCUAUGAAGGUUUUUACGUCCCGCGGCUUUUCUUCUUUCUGUUCUAAAACAGUGAAACGUGCUCCUGGAGUUUACUGCUCACAUUCUUCUGAGAGAAGAGUGUCCACCACACCAGUGUUUCUCUGUAGACCAGAAGGUUCAGGUGAAGGAGGGGGAAAAAAAACAGCAGCUCCUGCUCUUUGACUCAAAAGUUGUCAUGACUUUGCGCUUGAAGCACCGAGGUGACGGCAUGUCCGCGUGAAAAGCGUCAGCGACGUCUUUGUUUCAGGGUUCCUAGUCCAUGUUUUUUCUUCCCCCGAACGGGACACAGUUCAGGUGACGUGAGACUUUUUUUCCCCCCCUCCUUGCUCUGGUAGUUUUUCAUUUUUUUUUGGUUUCGCGCGUCGCCAACGACCUCGUCGAAGUUUGUACCGGAGGGACAGGGACGCACGCGCGGCAGAGCAGUGGGAACAGGAAGCAGAUUUCUUCAUAACAAUUUCAGGGUUUGUUUUUUUAAUUUUUUCAUGCAGUGACAGUGUCCUUGUCUGUGAUGUCCAUGCAUUUCCACAGCUGUGAUUGUGUGACCUGCAGUAGGAAAAGGGUUGAUUAGGGGUGCAUUGUGAUUAACUUUUUUUUUUUUUUUGUUUUCUUUUCCUUUUGUAGCCUAUACCAGUCAGGGUGAGAUAUUAUCAUCGUAUAGAGAAAAAUGUUGUCACCUCUCAAGGUGUCUUUUAUUUUUGUAAACCAAAAUGGUUUUUAUUGUUUUCAUUGAAAUGUACGUUGUUGCACCUUUUUAGCCCAAUGUGUUACUUAAUAGUUGUUAAAUGUGCCAAAUAACUGUUGCUGAUUGAGUGUAACCAAUGGGAAGCCUCCCUUUCUCAACUCUUGACCCCUCUCACCGCGGACACGGCAAAGGCCUCAACAAAAACUUAAAAAGAAAAAAACACCUCACACACACACACACACACACACACACACACACAUUCUGCGGUGGAAGUUGUGAAGGGUGCAAAACUGUGACCAAACCUUUUCUGGAGGAGAGAGAAGUGUUUUUGAGCGUUUUCUGGCUUGCCACCACUUUGCCAUCGGGACUCUUGUCGACACACACACACACACACACACACACACACACACACACACGCCAUCCAGCUCUUCUCCCAACUGGUUCCCGGAGAGUUUUCUGUCACACUGUAUGUAUGUAUGUAUGUAUGUAUGUAUGUAUGUAUGUAUGUAUGUCACGUGAGUGUGUGAGCAUACGUGCGCUUCACUAUCGCUUUGUGUGUUCAUCCGGUGGAAUGUUUUAAAUUCUCUUUUUUUCCCGGUCAUACACGAGACUCUCAGCUCGAACACACGCUCGACACAAGACAAAUUUUAAAAAACGGUUGGCAUAUAGGAGAAAAAGAAAAAAAAUCUAAGUAUAUAUAAAUAUAUGUGUAUAUGAAAUGACAAAAUGCUCUAGGUUUAUUUAAAAGAUUUAAUGUAGAAGACAAAAUGAAAUUGUUCGGGGGAGGUCAGGGGUGUUUGAUGUGAGUGUAAUUGUUUGUGGUGAAGACUUCAGCUCGAAUCUUGCACAUAAAGACUUUAGAUAUUGUACCUGCGAGUUCCAGAUGAUUAUUUUUGUUUGAAUACCGGACUCUUUGCUCUUUCAUAUUUAUUGCGUGUGUGGGGAGCUCCCUCCGUCUCUCUCGGUCUCUCCUCCACGAGUCGGGGCGCAGCCGAGAGCUCGCUGUAGAAACUCUUUAUUUGUUUUGUUCUUCAUUUGCCACAGACAAACACAAAUACUACUGGCUUUGGGUUGUUAUUAUUACCAUUAAGGUUAUGAUAUAUAAUUGAUGAUAUUAUUCAAUGAUUAUGAGUAAAUUUAUUUUAUUUCGAAGAUUCUUUUGUUCUGGGGUUGUUUGUUUUUUUGCGACAGGUAGGACGUUGCGUGUUGGACUGCUUGUAAAAACAGUUCAUCAAUAAAAAUCCUCAUUCCG